GGCAGCAUUUUAAACUUGUAGCAGAGACUGUUGUCAAAAACUAGGACGGGGUAACGCUGCGCUGCUGACGGAGGACUCUGGCUGUUACUUUAAUGAAUAUAUUCGGGUUUUUUUAAUUUUUAUUUUGUAAUUUAGUUGCACUGCGUUUUAAUCGUUAAUCAAAUGUUUAAGUAGCGACCGCAUCCAGAGUGUGUUAGCACUAGUUUUCAUUUAAAUUCAGAAGUGUAUGGGAGCACGCUAGCUUCCAAGGCUAAACUAACGUCGGUUGAGGUAGGGUUAACACUUACGCCCUUCGGGUUUAUCAUUGACACCUCGGCUGUGAAGGAGCUUUAAACGUAUCUUUUUACGCACGCCUUUAAUCCAAAAUGAGCGCUGGUGUUGCAAAGCCGGCGAACCCGAUGCCACAUGUCGACCCCAAAUCCGCAACUCUCAAAGAAAUCCCAGAUGUUCUGGUCGACCCACGCACCAUGAGAAAAUACACGAGAGGGAGAUUCCUCGGGAAAGGUGGUUUUGCAAAAUGCUACGAAAUAACAGACGUGGAGACGAAGCAGGUGUUCGCCGGAAAGAUUGUGCCCAAAUCCCUGAUCCUGAAGCAACACCAGAGAGAGAAGAUGACUUCGGAAAUCGCUAUUCACAAAAGCCUCAACCACCCUAACAUCGUGGGCUUCCACGGGUUCUUCGAGGACGACGACUUUGUCUUUGUGGUGUUGGAAAUCUGCAGAAGAAGGUCCCUGCUGGAGCUGCACAAGCGUCGUAAGGCUGUCACUGAGCCCGAAGCCCGCUACUACAUGACUCAGCUGCUCAAGGGUGUCCAGUACCUGCACAACAAUAAAGUGAUCCACAGAGACUUGAAAUUGGGCAACAUCUUCCUCAAUGAUGACAUGGAUGUCAAGAUAGGGGACUUCGGCCUGGCCACAAAGAUUGAGUUUGACGGCGAGCGGAAGAAGACCUUGUGCGGAACGCCUAACUACAUAGCUCCUGAAGUGCUCUGUAAGAAAGGCCACAGCUAUGAAGUGGAUGUCUGGUCACUUGGGUGUAUAUUGUACACUUUGUUGGUGGGCAAGCCUCCAUUUGAGACCUCCUGUCUGAAGGAGACCUACAACCGCAUCAAGAAAAACAACUACACUGUCCCCUGGCACAUCAACCCGGCAGCGACCUCUCUCAUCAAAAGGAUGCUGCAUGCCGAUCCCUCCCAGAGGCCCACCAUUGCUGAACUGCAAGCAGAUGAGUUCUUCACAUCAGGCUACAUCCCGUUGCGCCUGCCCACGACUUGUCUCACGGUGCCCCCGCGGUUCUCUAUUGCCCCUUCCACAGCUGUGGAGCUCAGCCAGAGACGCCCGUUGGCUGCUGUAAAUAACAGAGUAGGAACAGAGAAGGUGGAGAUGAAGGACGAGCCUAUGCAGCGGGAGGCUGAACUGUUGGAGAACCACCUCAGAGACAUGCUGCAGCAGCUCAACAGCAUCAUUGCUGCCAAACCCUCUGAGAAGGCAGUCAUCCGCCAAGAAGAGGCAGAGGAUCCUGCGUGCAUCCCCAUCUUCUGGAUCAGCAAAUGGGUGGACUACUCUGAUAAAUAUGGACUGGGCUAUCAGCUGUGUGACAACAGCGUUGGCGUUCUGUUUAACGAUUACACCCGUCUGAUCAUGUACGCUGACGGAGACAGUCUGCAGUACAUCGACAAGACAGCAGCUGAAUCCUACCUGAGUGUGCGCUCUUUCCCUUCCACUCUCAACAAGAAGAUAACACUGCUGAAAUACUUCCGCAAUUACAUGAGCGAGCACCUGCUGAAGGCUGGCGCCAACAUGGCACGGCGAGAAGGAGAUGAGCUGGCGCGGCUGCCGUACCUUUCCCUCUGGUUCAGAACGAAGAGCGCCAUCGUGCUGCACCUUACUAACGGCACCGUUCAGAUCAACUUCUUCCAGGACCACACCAAGCUGAUCCUGUGUCCGCUGAUGGCUGCUGUGACCUACAUCGACGAGAAGCGAGACUUCCGCACCUACAAGCUGUCUCUUCUGGAGGAGUUCGGUUGUAGCAAGGAGCUGGCGAGCCGCAUUCGUUACGCCAAGCUCAUGGUAGAGAAACUGAUGGACAGCAAGCCCUCUGCCACUGCACAUUAGUCCAGUCUUAAAUCCCUGACGGUCUUUAAUCACCGGCAGCUUCUCCCUGUGUUCAGGACGGGACAGAACUUUAAUCGUCGUCAUUGUAAUGCUUUUUUUAUUGUCAAAUCUGACUUUCACUCCUUACCAUGACCAUUAAUCUUGUAUAUGUUGUACUUGAAAAAUUCCCGUCUUUCAGCAGCUGGUUUUUACCUUUUCUGCUGUUUAUAGAAACUCACUCGCCUCUUGUUCUCCUAACUUUCUUGAUGAAGCUUGCGUUCCCGCUGACAGCACAGCAGCAUGCCUUCAAAUGAGUCUAGACAGAGAAUGUGAAUGUUCCCUUGGUUUAAAUUUAAGGUGGAACGGUGCUUCGAGGUUUACUUUGCAUUAUAAAUUCCUGCUUUUUAAUCUCGACGCUGAGUGGGAAGACUGCAAGGUGGGGAUUGAGGCUGGCUGUGUGGGUGGAUGGAAGCUUCUCUGGUCUGCUUCUCUAGUUUGUCUUUUUCUGUGUUGUGUGUAGAGAAAUGGACCAUGUUAAUACAUCUUCAUCAUGUACAUUCUUUCCCUGUUAGUUUUACUCUUUUUAUAAUUAUAUUUUUAGAUGUCAUUUUCAACAAGUUGUACAAAUAUGUACAUACUGCUGAAUAUGAUCACAUUGUAAAGAUGGUUUAAUUUUACCUAUGUUUAAAUAAAGAUUCUCUUGAACAAG
This is a messenger RNA of Archocentrus centrarchus (flier cichlid), 2802 nucleotides long. RefSeq names its product polo-like kinase 1 (Drosophila) (gene plk1). The transcript is spliced from 11 exons. Gene Ontology annotation, biological process: mitotic spindle organization; protein phosphorylation. The record is from RefSeq and is a predicted model, not a curated record. Gene Ontology annotation, cellular component: spindle pole; cytoplasm; centrosome. The coding region runs from base 366 to 2114 and encodes 582 amino acids. Lineage: Eukaryota; Metazoa; Chordata; Actinopteri; Cichliformes; Cichlidae. Gene Ontology annotation, molecular function: protein binding; ATP binding; protein serine/threonine kinase activity.